Messenger RNA from Durusdinium trenchii, 1545 nucleotides. NCBI's taxonomy places the organism in Eukaryota, Dinophyceae, Suessiales, Symbiodiniaceae. The record is from the annotation of a GenBank genome assembly.
AUGGAUGGCGCGAAGCGCAAGACCGACGACGCGGACGACGUGGACGCGGACGACGCGAAGGGGCAGAAGUCUUCGAAGAGAGAGGAAGCCAAGACCUUUGAGCCCUUUGCAACUCCUCACUACUGCUUCAACAAGAUGGGUCAAUUUGUCCCGCUUUGCCGCACGAUUGCUGAUGAGAGAACCAUCGGAAGCAGCCCGCAAAGCCUUGCAGAUCAUCGUGAUGUGUUGCAAGUCAGACUUCUCAAAUGUGAACAAGUUCUUUCUGCCGAAAUACAGCAUCGUCGCAAUCUUCAGGCAGAUCUUUCGAUGGAAAGGACAAGGCGAGAAGUGUUAGAGAGGCAGCAAGAGCCUUUGGAAGAGCAAGUCCGAGAUCUUCAACGCCGUGAGGCCGCUUGGGCACUUGACCGAUGCAAGCUUCAAGCGGCUGAGAAGAAGAUCCAAGAGAUGCAGAAGGCGCAAGAGCAGCUCCUCGCGCGUUUGGAGGAACAAAAGCGAGUCUCCAGCAUGGCGGGGACGCUUCUUGGUGCCAGUUGGCAAUACCAUGACAACGGCAGCUGGCAUGCUUUUCCGCCAGAGGGGAAUGAAAAGAUGCACCAGGCUUAUUUGACGUAUCUUCAACAUCCAGUGCCCAGGAACCGCUUCGUAAGCAUUUGCUCCGCCGGCGUCGAACGGGAGGUGGAUUUUCUAUUGAUGCAGCAAAAGCGUUGCGACAACAAUAAGAUUCGCUGGAUUCGCAUUGAGGCUGGUGUUCCCAAGCAGUGGAUCACCGCUCCAGCCGAUUUGUUGCUGCAAAGUGAUCAGCUGGACUCCUUCUACGUGGAGGUGAAGGAUUCAGCUAUUCAUGCUACCGUGUUGAGCAUUCUGCAGUUGACAGGUCACGGAACCGACAACUCACAAACUUGUUCUUGCAUGAGGACGGCGAAAGUGAAGUCGGUACACCGCAUUGAAAACUGGAGACUCUGGCAGGGAUACAAGUCGAGGUGUGCGGCCUUGCGAAAGGAGCAUGCAAGCUACAAUAUUUCUGUCACUCCUGCACCAAUCGAUUGUGAUGCCUUGCAUGGUACAUACAUGACAAGUCAUCAAGCGGUCUUUGAUUGCGGUGAAGCCUUAGCCGCGGAUGUCGAUGAAAAGAUUCUGUUGCAUGGCACCAGUUGGGGCAAUGCAAAUUCCAUUGUGCUGAAUGGCUUUGACCCUCGGAUGUGCGAUCGUGGCAUGUAUGGCGAUGGGGUCUACUUUGCAUCCGCUGCCUGCAAGAGCCAUCAGUAUACAUGCCCGGAUCACAAGAUGGCCUGCCGCUGCAAGCGUGAGCGGACUUUGAUCAUUGCUCGUGUGGCUCUGGGCGAUGCUUUCAUUGCAACGGAAACACGGAGACAUGAACGCAGGCCACCAAGGAGAAGCAGCACCUUUGGAGGCACCUAUGACUCCAUCAUUGUGAAGCCUGGGCCAAUGAAAGGGCAUCACAAGGACUAUCAAAUUCAUCAGGAAAUUGUGAUCUGUGACCGCGAGCAAGCUUACCCCUCCUAUGUGGUGCAAUAUGAGUUGUGA